Messenger RNA from Gryllus bimaculatus (two-spotted cricket), 243 nucleotides. Lineage: Eukaryota; Metazoa; Arthropoda; Insecta; Orthoptera; Gryllidae. The record is from the annotation of a GenBank genome assembly.
AUGGGCGCUAAUGCUAAUUGGAGCUGGAAACCUCGAAUCCCCAGCGGCGGCGGCGGCGGCCUCUCGCAGAACGCUGCCGCCCCGCGCCUGCCGUCGCCCCCCGCCGCCGCGGCCGCCUCCCUCGAGCUCCUGGGCUCGCUGCUGCUGCUCACGCCGCUCAGGCCCCGGGACGAGCGACCGCCAGCCACCCUCACCGCGCCUGAUCCCCGCUUUUCGCCAGGAGGUUUAAGGUUGAAAUACUGA